UGCACUCUGUUGCAAACGGAAGCCCCCCUUGCGAAUGGCAGCAAGUCAGCGUUAACCCAUUGUCUUCUGAGCACCGCUCUGCAAGCACGCUCUCAGAAACCCUCCAGGGUUUGCAAUGGAGACUGAUCCAUUCAAGCCUUUUGUAAAGCGAGCGGCUUCCUGGUCACUUGAGCACAGCCAGAUUUUGGUGAAUCUGUGGUGUGAGGCCAGUAAAACUGUGGAUUUCAGCAAAAGCACCAGGAAUGAUCACCUGUACCAGCAGAUCUCUAGAAAGCUGGCCACUCUGCAGAUUUUCCGGACAAGUGAUCAGUGCAGGGAGCGAAUUAAGAGGCUAAAGAGAGAAUACAGGAAGACCAGGGAUAAGAAUCGCUCCUCGGGCAACUCACCAAUGACAUGCCCAUUUUAUGAUGACUUUGACCGGGUCCUGAGCACUGUGCCCAGCACAGAGCCAACCGUGCUUCAUGACGACCUGGUGAGCCGGGACGGUGCCCUGCUGGCCCCCGAAUCCAGCCUGGGGUCUGAUUGCAGGCAGCAGCCGGCUCCCAGCCAGGAUCAUGAAGUGACAUUUUUAAUGCAACCAGUUCAAGAGCGUGCUGUGGAUCAGGAUCAAGAGCAAAUUCUCAGUCCCUACUCACAAGCGCUGUUUGAUCCUCCUGCUUCUGAAGAACAGCCCUGUGCCAAGUCUGCUGAGAACCCGGUGGAGCCAGAAGCGGCCCUAGAACCCGCCGGACCCUCAAGCUACACGGCCUGCUGUUCUUUAGGAACUCCAUCCCUGACCCAGCGUACCCUCGCAGACCAUUCCAAAAGAAAGCGUUUCCGUGAUGAAGUUAUGCUCCAUGUUCUUCAGAGGGUAGAGCAGCAGGUGCAGUACCAGAAGCAGAGGGAUGAAAGACUGGAACAACGGCGUGCUGAGAGGCAGGUGGAGAGGCUGAGGCUCGCCAUCCAGCUGGAGGCAAGCGUUUCAACCAGGGAGCAGGCACUUGCAAAGCAGUUCCUGGAACAGGAACGGCAGCUAAGGGAGGAGGACAGAGCCCAACAGAGAGAAAUGUUCCAGCAGCUCCUGUCUAUAAUGGCUGCAAGAGCACAGGCCCCUGCUGCCUCUCCCACACCACGGCAUGGUGCCCCAGCAACGUACCCUCAGCUCAGCAGAAAGUGGGGACUUUCUCUAGCUGGAACCAACCCCCUACGACAGCUCCCGGCUCUGCUGACUUCAACCCCUGAGCCGGGGACACCAGGCUGCAGAAUAACAUCCCGGUUUCGCUCCUGCUCAUCCCCUCUUCCCCAGCGACAGGGCAGGGAAAUGGCUGCCGUGGAGCCAGUUCAGCGGCUGGUGACCUUUGAGGAGGUGGCUGUGUAUUUCACCCGGGAAGAGUGGGCUCUGCUGGACCCCACUCAGAGAGCCCUCUACAGAGACGUCAUGCGGGAGAACUAUGAGAAUGUGACCUCUCUGGCAGGUGAUGGGAUGGUGAGUGAGGAUGCAGAAAAGAAUUCUCAACAGGAAGAUGCUGAGCAAGUGGAACUGCACAAAACAUUAUCACAAAGAUCUAAGGGGAAUAUGUCCAGGAGUCAUGGGCAGGGAAAAACCUGUGAAAGUCAGCACAGGCCAGGAAAACAGCUGGGAAACCAAGCAGGGGAGAAAGUGGAUAAAUCCAGUAAUUGUCAGGGAACUCAAAAGGACCUCAAGGAAAGCACAGCCCAGCAGAGAAUCCCCAGAGGAGAGACAAACAACACAUGCAUUGAGUAUGGGAAAAACUUCAGUUGCCACAAUGGUCUUAUUAGACUGAAGAAACUUCAGUUGCCACACAGGAGAGAGCCCCUAUGAAUGCUGGGCGUGUUGUAAAACCUUCAGUCCGUGUGCAAACCUUUUUACACAUCAGAAAAUCCACAAGGAGUGAGCCUCUAUGAAUGCUGGACGUGCAGUGAAACCUUCCCUCUGCGCUUACUCCUUAUCACAUAUCAGAAGAGCCACACAGGACAGAGAACAUGUAGGUGCUACUAGUGUGGGAAAAAACUUCCAUGAAAGCCCAGCUCUUUAUCAGUAGAGAAUCCACCAGGAAGAUAAAUACCCCAAAACCUUGUCUAGAGCUGAGAAAAGAUUGUUUUGCUUCAGUACAUUUGCUCAGUGCCACAUAGUGAUCUUUAAGGCUGUUUGCACCAUUUGUGUCAUUCUCGGGUCCUCCAGAUAAGUUGCCCACUGUUGCCUUUUGCAGCUUGCCCUUCCUUGGGGUGAAUCCCAUGGUCCUUUCCUUCCAUGGUCUCCACAAGGAUUUUCCGCGACUGUAGCUGGUUUGAGUUAGAUAUCCCGUUGUAAAAACCCACAACUUCCUACAAUAAAGGUAUAGCCCAUUUAUAGUGGCUGGGGUACCUAGCAUGUUUCCUCAUGACCCGACCUAACCUCCAUCAUUUUCCUAGUCUAAAGAAACCCAUCAUAUCUCAUUUCUACUGUUCCUCCCAUUGAAUUCGAGUCACCAAGUUCCGCUCUUGGAACAGGUUCUCAUUCCCACUUGCCCUGCCUGGAGCUGAACAGCAAUUCUUCUGUAUACCUUUUUUAUAAUUUAAAAUCUUUUAAAAUAUAACAAAGAGCUGGAACAGGGACAGGAAGAAAAGUGUAGUUUCAGUCUCGGUGACACCUGAAGGAGAUCCCUGCCUUCCCCAUCACCACAGUAGUGUUACCUUCUGUCGGAGCCAUGUGGAGUUUAUUUUCUUCACAUCCUACCCUCCACCUCCCAAGCAUCAUAUGAUGUAGUCAUAGGCAGUGGUGAGCUGGAUCCGGUUCCCACCGGUUCCCAGGAACCGGCUGCUAAAUUUUGAAGCAGUUUUAGAACCGGUUGUUAAAAAUUGUUAGGAAAACAAAUGUUAUAAAAUGAUCUUAAAAUGAAUAAUCUUAAUCUUAUAAAAUGGUGUAGAAAAUAAUAGGGCAGAGGUUUGCAACCUGCGGCACGCCUGCCAAAGGCAGCACAUGAGCUGAUUUUUACUGGCAGGCUGCUGCCAGCUGGGGUCCGCUGGCCCCACUCAGCCCACUGCCUGCCUGGGUGAAUGGAA
This is a messenger RNA of Dermochelys coriacea (leatherback sea turtle), 3042 nucleotides long. RefSeq names its product zinc finger protein 333-like. Gene Ontology annotation, biological process: regulation of DNA-templated transcription. The record is from RefSeq and is a predicted model, not a curated record. The transcript has 6 exons. Bases 116 to 1822 code for a protein of 568 amino acids. NCBI's taxonomy places the organism in Eukaryota, Metazoa, Chordata, Testudines, Dermochelyidae.